Sycon ciliatum is the source of this 1235-nucleotide messenger RNA. Its product is annotated as transmembrane protein 243-like. The record is from RefSeq and is a predicted model, not a curated record. NCBI's taxonomy places the organism in Eukaryota, Metazoa, Porifera, Calcarea, Leucosolenida, Sycettidae. The coding region runs from base 348 to 758 and encodes 136 amino acids. The transcript is spliced from 4 exons.
GCACUGCAUUAUGCACAACGAACAUUUUUUGUAUUUUGUGUCUGAACUCUCUUUGAAUUGUUGACUGCUGGCGGCAGUUCCCUGCUGUGUCAGUAGUGCUGUCCUUUGAGGUGAUGCUGGUACAUGCAUUUGUUCUGUCCAUUGGACGUGUUUACCCUCAUCUGAGAUUGUCCCCAAACUUGAAGCUUCCAAGUCAUUAAUUUUUUGGGAGCUGUUUGUAUCGACACAUGGGUUUUGAAUACUGGUAGUUUCCGACAGAUCCUGUAUCGUCUUGGCCAUUAUAACAAGUAUUGGCUAGGUAUCAAGAAACAUCUCUGGAUAGUACGCCGGGUUGGACUGUGUAAGCGAUGAGAGGUGGCGACCAUCCGGAUGACAAUGAGCCUUUAUUCGGCGAGACGAAGAGAUCGGAUCGCAUUAUCCAGUAUGUGCUUACGGGGGCGGUGACGUUUAUGGUGCUUUUCACUGUGGCAAGUGCGUUCUUCUACUUCGAUAACAAGGCGAAAGGUGAAAAGGUCCCGAUAACCAACAUCUUCUAUGCAUUGUCACUUAUGCUCAUUGUCAUCGGCCAAAUUGUAAUGAUAAUAUGGUAUCGAGAAGGUGAUCUGGAUCCGAAGUUUCGACGCUUCAUCUACUUCAAUGCGUUCACCACCAUUCUGCUAUGCAUUGCCGGUAACCUGUUCUUCCAUCUGCCUUUCGCUGGCGACUGUGACCCAUGUACGUGUCCCACACAACCACCCACGGCGCCACCGACCACGUGAGUUGCUAGCUGGCUACAUUGCUUCCUUGCUGCCACCUUAUCAUUUCCCUGCCCCCGCUGAGCGUUAUUUGCAUGUGUGCGUCCUUUGCCGCCGCCGUGAGAGAUAGUUUUUUACCGUCGGAGUUAAAUAUUGAAUACUAAUACAAGUAGUGCUAGUAGUGCUAGUAAAAUUGUUUUUACUAUGGUUAAGUGCCAACAUAAAACAUCUCAUCAUCCCAUAUGAGCACAGCGCUGCCUUCCAUGUGAAUGUGUGCAACGAGAAUCACAUCAUGAAACUAAUAUUACGAAAUUCUUAUAAAUCUUCAGCCAUACCACCGACACUUUCUCGUUUUUAGUCUUGUCUAUUCUUACCUGCAACAGGUGUUCCUUGAGAUGAUUUUUGUUAGCUUUGAUCGCUGCAUUGUGUUCUCAUCCUACAAUUAUGUAAUUAUGUUCUGUCUAUUUUAGUAUCAUGAUGAAGUGUUCUUAUUCAAUGGAA